Messenger RNA from Puntigrus tetrazona (Sumatra barb), 1670 nucleotides. RefSeq names its product coiled-coil domain containing 134 (gene ccdc134). NCBI's taxonomy places the organism in Eukaryota, Metazoa, Chordata, Actinopteri, Cypriniformes, Cyprinidae. The coding region runs from base 415 to 1101 and encodes 228 amino acids. The record is from RefSeq and is a predicted model, not a curated record. The transcript is spliced from 7 exons.
AGCGCGAGGCGCGCCGACGACGACGGGGAGGCUGUGACGCGACGCGAGAUACUCGCUCUCGUGUUAUCGAGUGAUAAUAACGCGUUACUGCCGCAGUGAUGGAGGCGCGAUCCUUUACUACAGUAAUACCGUGGUGUCUGACGGCGCGCGAGUCCCUGAAGCGUCGUGCUCGCGCGCGCGCGCGCUGUCUUAAGGUUUCUACGGUUUGUUCUGGAGCUGUGAAGUGUCAGGACUAACCAGCUAAACCGGUUAACCCAUGCAGGCACGAGGAAGCGCGCGGGGUUUACCUCAGAUCAGACCCCGUGAAGAUGAAGAUGGGUCAGGAUCUGGUCUGAGGUGGUUUUCUUAAAGUCUGUCAGUGAUGGGUCUGGUCUGGUUUGAGAUGUUUGUUUUAAUCUCUCAGUCACAGUGGUCAUGUUGAGUGUGUGUGCUCUGCUGCUGCUGGCGGCUCCGGCGGCCCUCGGCUCCGACUCGGACCCUCAGAGACCCCGACACGACUCCAACCUGGAGAUCUAUAAGCGUCUGUUCGAGAGCAAGAGGAAGGAUCAGCUGAACGCUCUGAAGAACCUGGUGGAGCUCAACGACGUCAACCAGCAGUACAAGAUCAUAGACAUCAUGCUGAAGGGCCUCUUCAAGGUGCUGGAGGACUCCAGAGCUGUUCUUAUAGCUGCUAACAUGCAGCCGGACGAUCCGUUCCCACUCGACGACAAAAUCAAGGAAGCGUACUCUCACGUGGUGGAGAACACGGCCUUCUUCGGAGACGUGGCUCUACGCUUCCCGCGCAUCGUCCAUCACUACUACGACCGGGACGUGGACUGGAGCCGCCUGCUGCGCUGGGGCCUGCGCUUCUGCAACCAGACGGGCGUCUUCAGCGGAGGAGCCCAUCAGCACGUGCUCACGCUGAUGUCUCAGGAGCUGGGCAUCACCGAGAAAUCUGCAGACUUCGUCAAUCCGUACCGCACCGAGAGAGACGACGUGCUGCACACGGCCGAGGCCUUCCAGAAGAUUCUCCGCGAGGAAGAGAAGAGGAGGAGGAAGGAGGAGAAGAGGAAAGAGAUCCGGAAAGGGCCGCGGAUCUCCCGCUCUCGCAGCGAGCUCUAGAUCCUGAAGAUCAGCCGUUUACACUCGAUCAGGGAGCCCUGCUGGACCGGCCGCGGGCCUCAAACACGUUUACAGCUCUCAGAACACUUGAACCGGUGCGUGUGUGUGUGUGUGUGUGUGUGUGUGUGUGUGUUCAGUGCUGUGUGGGGUCGAGGGGGAGGGGCCGGGAGGGUCGGAGAGGGUCUGUGUUUUAGAUGAAGGUAUUUUGAACACUGAUAUUUCCAUAUUUAACACGCUUGGUAAGGUUUGAUAAUAUAGCGGGGAAAUCUGAAGUUCCCGUAUGAAACUGAGUUCAAUAUUUAAAUUUACUUUAUUGAGAAAUUAAUGUCUUUUUUUUGCUUUCUUCGGAAACUAUUAUUCGUUAAAAAACCAAUGUUAUAUUGUGUGUGUGUGUGAGAUCAGGACUCUUUAAAGACCGAUCCCAAUCGAAGUGAUCUCAGUGUGAAGGCGUUUUCUCCGAUCUGACGUCCGAGGCUUUAUUAAACCGUUCACGUGACUGUUAUUGAAAUCUGUGCAGCGUCGGUGGGAGGUCGUUACUGACCGAAGGAAUAAAGUCUUAUUUAACUCCA